AUGCCCACGAGCACCGGAGAGCGAUUUUAAGUAAGCCCGCACAUCCCCGUGUCGAUUGCUGCCAGUCUCGUGCUGGGACCUUCCACACUGUUCUUCGUUUUCACGUGUCCUUGGCUUAUGGAGAACUCGUCCCUCGUUAUCCCAGCAUGCCUUGGCAUCACGUUCCUCUUCGUUGUGGCAAGCUUUGCCAUGGCAACAUUUAUGGAUGCCAGCGUGCUUCCAAGGGCUAAUGAUGAGGACAACAUCCCAGCUCCCCUUUAUAAGAACGUGGACAUGCAGGGAGUCCAUAUGAAGUGGUGCACCUCCUGUCACUCUAGACCCCCACAGGGCUCCCACUGUAGUAUGUGUGACCACUGUGUCGAGGACCUUCGCCACCAUUGCCCAUGGAUGAACAACUGUAUCUGGACACAGAACUACCACUGCUUCUUGCUCUUCCUGCUGUCUCUCAGCAUCCACAUGGUGGUCAUUUUCUCUGGGGGGCUCCUGCAUGUACUGGAUCACCCCCAAGACUUGUGGGAGCUGAGCACAGCUGUCACGCUGGCGGUCAUAAACACGUCGGGCCUUUUCUUUGUCCCCGUCAUGGGCUUGGCAUGCUUCCAUCUGUUUCUGGUGGCAAGAGAGCGAACUACGAACGAACAGACGCAGCCUGCACAAAGGUUGGAGGUCCCGGAGUGCAAGAGGCAGAACACUCCACCUAUACUGCCUCCUAAACCUGACCCAGCUCUGCUCAAGAGACACCUGGUCUCUAUGGAGAACUUAGAGCACAUACUCCAAUACAAACCUGCUAUGCUUCCUGCCCAGGACAUGAAUAAAAUCGGUCCAUUAGAGUCACCUUCCAGAAUGCACUACCACGUGGGGAAGAGAGAAUGCCCCCAGCUUCAGGUCAGUGCUAGUGCCCAAGAAUCCAGUCUAGAGCAACCUGAGAAGCAAGGUCCUAUCUCUAUCAAUCUGGCCCUACAGUGCAGCUCCUUGCCUCUGAACUCCAUCACCCUCAACACGCAUGCACCUAGUCUGAAACAGGGCCACUACCAAGGGGUCAGAGCCCAUCUGCUCAGCCAUUGUCCACGGGCCCUGUCCUCACACCCUGGUGAGAUAAUCCUCUCGCCCAGUGCCAUGAGUGGGCAUGCCAGCAGUCUCUCUUAUGACAGCCUGCUUGGCUUGGCCAAGCUAGCACAGGAUGAGGUGUUGCAGCUAGGCUACCUACCUCCCUUCUUCCCCUUGGAGUCGGGUCUGGGCAGCCCCACUGACCCUCUCCGCUUGCGCCCCCACACCUGCAGGCAGGUGCAGUCACACCUGUGUCGCGAGUCCUUGCCUGUGAUACACCAUGACAUCCUCUCCACACCCUUGAUGAGCUCCACCCAGGAGCAUGGCAAGCUGGAGGAUCAUCAGAAACAGCUCCUGGUGCUUCAGGUUCAACCAUCCCCAUCAUUGCAGAAUGCUACGAUAGUCCCACCAGGCAUAGCCUACUACUCAAGCCGCAUGUCCUGCCAUCUCACGGGCCCAAGCCACCUGCCUAUGGAUCCCAGGACUGCCUCAUGA
Messenger RNA from Electrophorus electricus (electric eel), 1539 nucleotides. NCBI's taxonomy places the organism in Eukaryota, Metazoa, Chordata, Actinopteri, Gymnotiformes, Gymnotidae. The record is from RefSeq and is a predicted model, not a curated record.